AUGACCCAGGGCUUCUGGCGGCUCUACAAGGCCAAAGUUCUGCAGACCCUGGGGGGGACACAGGCAGAUGGGACACUGCAAGAGGAGGGAGACACCCCUGAGCUGAUGGAGACGGAUGAGCCACCCACACUGAUGGAGGAAGGACCCAGCCCCGUGUCCCAGCUGGCAAGGAAGGUGCAGGGGGUGGGUGCCCGGGGCUGGCGGACGCUUUCAUCCCUCUUUACCCGCGAGGACGAGCACCAGCUGCUCAGCCCGGACCCCUGCGCAGACCACCCGCUGGCCGCCUCGCCACCUGAGCCACCCUCCUCCGAGAAGGCAUCCGGCUUUUGGGAUCUCUUUGCUACCAAGUGGCAGCAGGCGUCAGGGCUGGACAAGGGGGUGUCCCCCCCAGAGCCGGGUGAGAGCCCCCGGGAGCCGCCGGAUGAUGAUGGUAGUGACCUGCGGGAGCCGGAGGAAGGGGCCUUCCGCUGGGGCUUUCUGGCUGGCAAACUGGCCGAAAUCCGAAAUAAAAACGCCCCCAAGGGCAACUAGAGGAGGAGGUACCAGCCGGACUCUCCAGCAGCGUGGGUAGCCCCCCACCCCGCUGGCAGGCAGC
Phalacrocorax carbo (great cormorant) is the source of this 595-nucleotide messenger RNA. The record is from RefSeq and is a predicted model, not a curated record. Lineage: Eukaryota; Metazoa; Chordata; Aves; Suliformes; Phalacrocoracidae.